AUGCAGUGCUGGCUCCUGCUGCUCACCCUGCUGCUGGGGGCUGCUCUCUCACGGCCCCUGCCUGAGAGGGGUAGUUACUCAAUCCCUGAGGAAUUCACUGCUCUCCUGGAGCUUCCAGAGCAGCACUUCGGCCUGGUGGAUGAUUAUGGCAUCAAACCCAAGCAGCCUCGCCUCAGGACCCACACAGCCCGGGAAAAGCCCCCAGGGCUGCGCAGAGCUGGCAAAAGCAAGCGUGAUGAGCUUGACUUGCUGGAGUACUAUGAUGCCCACUUUUGAGCCAAUGUGCCUGUGUGCCCACUGCAGCCCAGCCUCCAGGACCCCCUCUGCCCCAUCUGUCCUCUACUGCUGCCAGACAGGGUAGGUAUGGGGUGUAGGAAUGGGGCAGGUGUAAAGGUAAAGUCAGGUGUG
Messenger RNA from Calypte anna (Anna's hummingbird), 408 nucleotides. RefSeq names its product chromosome 5A C11orf94 homolog (gene FREY1). The coding region runs from base 1 to 276 and encodes 91 amino acids. NCBI's taxonomy places the organism in Eukaryota, Metazoa, Chordata, Aves, Apodiformes, Trochilidae. The record is from RefSeq and is a predicted model, not a curated record. The transcript has 3 exons.